AAGUGAUUAAAGUUUACCAAAAUGUGCUUCUGACUGUAAAAUACUUAGAAGGUAUAAAUAGUCGCAGCACUACCGGGUAAGGCCUACAGUAACCCAUCGAAAAUGAAACUGUUGGGGCUUUUGGUUUGUUUGGUUGCUGCCGUGGCAGCUGCUCCUCGAAAGGACUACAUUGAGCUGGCCCGUGGAGGACGCGUGGUCGGUGGAAUCAACGCUCUGCCAAAUGAGUUCCCAAGCAUUGUUUCGAUUCAACGUUUGAUCCUGACCUUGUCGGCUCACAUCUGUGGUGGAACCAUCAUCAACGGCCGCUUUGUCCUCACUGCUGCUCACUGCAUCACUGAAUCCCCUGAAAAUGCCCGUUUCGCCGUCUGGGCCGGAUCACACGACAUCACCGCAUCGGAAAGUAGCCGUCAGGUGAUCAACGUUGAAACUUCAAUUGUACACCCUGAAUACCUCGGAGGAGUAAACCCAUCUGACGUGGCUGUUAUGCGUCUGUCAAGUUACUUCAACUUCAACGACUUCGUUCAGCCAGCCAAUUUGCAGCCGGCCGGUUCUCAUGCCCAGCCUGGUCCAGCUACUCUUGCCGGAUGGGGAAGCACAUCCACUACCAACAAUCCAUCGAUGCCUGCUAUUCUGCAAAAGGUCGUGAAGCCAAUCAUUGAUUACGAUACCUGCCUCACGGCCAACGGCGGACCAGGAAACAGUCCACUUGGACCAAGCAACGUGUGCACUGGACCUUUGACCGGCGGUAUCUCUGCCUGCUCUGGAGAUUCCGGCGGCCCAUUGUUCACCAUUGCAAACGGUGUGCAGACUCAGGUCGGAGUUGUGUCAUGGGGAUGGAUGCCGUGUGGAUCCGUUGGACGCCCCUCGGUCUAUGUUGGUAUUUCUCACUACCGCGAAUGGAUCGACUCCAACUCAGCGUAAAUAUAAAUCUUGAGUAAUAAAAUUGUGUUAUAGAUUAAAGGA
This is a messenger RNA of Aedes aegypti (yellow fever mosquito), 963 nucleotides long. Its product is annotated as trypsin-1. Gene Ontology annotation, biological process: proteolysis. Gene Ontology annotation, molecular function: serine-type endopeptidase activity. Bases 103 to 921 code for a protein of 272 amino acids. NCBI's taxonomy places the organism in Eukaryota, Metazoa, Arthropoda, Insecta, Diptera, Culicidae. The record is from RefSeq and is a predicted model, not a curated record. The transcript is spliced from 2 exons.